This is a messenger RNA of Mandrillus leucophaeus (drill), 2178 nucleotides long. RefSeq names its product transmembrane protein 71 (gene TMEM71). The coding region runs from base 271 to 1155 and encodes 294 amino acids. The transcript has 11 exons. NCBI's taxonomy places the organism in Eukaryota, Metazoa, Chordata, Mammalia, Primates, Cercopithecidae. The record is from RefSeq and is a predicted model, not a curated record.
AAAAGAAAACAAGAGAAGUUGUAAGACUGACUGUCCCAAGAACUAUACGCUCAUUUAUACCAGAAAACAGACAAGAGAAGAAGAGGCUGCUGAAGACAAAAACUUCUCUGCAAACACCUGUGCACGGCAAUGUGUGUGGGCAUCCGUGAGAAGAAGGAAGCUUCAUAUUUCAGUAAUAAUUUUGUCCUUUGUCAAUUGGAAGAAGAGGCUGGGAACUCCCUUUGGAAGGAACAUAGAAUCUGUGAAGUUUGAGCAAGCGGCCUUCCCAAGAUGUACCGAAUAUCUCAACUGAUGUCAACACCAGUAGCAAGUUCUUCCAGGUUGGAAAGAGAAUAUGCUGGAGAACUGUCUCCCACGUGUAUUUUCCCAAGUUUUACCUGUGAUUCCCUGAAUGGUGACCAUUCUUUUGAAUGCAGCUCCGUAGAUCCCCUGACAGGCUCCCACUAUAUCUGUCGCCGAAGUCCCAGACUCCUCACCAAUGGCUACUAUAUUUGGAACGAAGACAGCUUCCUGUGCGACAAAGAUGGCAACAUAACUCUGAACCCAUCCCAGACCAGUGUUAUGUACAAAGAGAACUUAGUUAGGAUAUUUAGAAAGAAAAAGAGAAUCCGUCAUCCCUUUUCUUCUCUCUUCAACCUCAGUACCUCCAAACCUUGGCUGCAUGGAAGUAUCUUUUGUGACGUCGACUCUUCUCCAAGUGAGGACAACUGGUUGGAGGGGAUCAAGAGGUUGGACACAGACCAUUGCAAUGGAAAUGCAGAUGAUUUACACUGUUCUCCGAUUGAUGACUGGGAGUCGGGGAAGAUGAAUGCAGAAUCUGUAAUCACCUCCUCUUCCAGCCACAUCGUAUCUCAGCCUCCUGGAGGAAACACCCACAGUUUGUCUCCUCAGUCCCAGCUGACAGCUUCUGAACGUUUCCAGGAGAAUAGUUCGGAUCAUUCAGAAACCAGUUUGUUGCAAGAGGUCUUCUUUCAGACCAUCCUGCUUGCUGUGUGCUUAAUCAUUUCUGCAUGUGCAAGAUGGUUUAUGGGAGAAAUAUUAGCCAGUGUCUUCACAUGUUCAUUGAUGAUAACUAUAGCUUAUGUGAAAUCAUUGUUUCUCAGCCUUGCCAGCUAUUUCAAAACCACUGCCUGUGCUCGGUUUGUCAAAAUUUGACAACCAUUUACGAAUGCCUUCAAUGAAUGUACUCCAUCUGAGUAUCCGGAAAUUGUCCAACUUGCAGUCUACUUGGAAUCAAGUGUUUUAUUGAAAGGGAGUAAGCAAGUAAUUAAGAAAAAUCCAUUUUAGUUGGACUAUGUGAUUUUAAAAUGAUCUCAGUUUUUCCAUCAAAAUUAUAAUAUGCUCAUGAAAAUACUAUUAAUUUGCCUUCCCUUUGCAAACACCAGCAGUUGAAAGGGAAAGGACAGGGAAUGUGAUGGAAAAGAGACCGCCUGGAAUAAAUGUUCCCCUAUGAUUCUCUAAGGCAGUGGUUCUCGAGCUUGAAUUUUCAUUAGGAAAUUCUGUGAGGCGCUUGUAACCAGAUUCAUGUAUCUGCCACAUGCACCUAUCUCUUGCUGAAUUGCUUUAAUAGAACAAUGAGAGCAAGUUUGUCUAAUUAAUACCAACCUGGCAACUUGAAUAACAAUAAAUACAAUUUGUACAUAAAAUAUAAUGCUGCAAAAGUUUGUCAUUCACCUCAAUGGAGUGACUUGAUAUUAGAUGGUAACAGUAGGUGAUGGUUGAUAUGAAAAUGGAUAGGAAAGAAGCGUUUUCUGAAAGUUAUAUUCUUUUGAACCACUUUCUAAACCAAGUUUUUAAUCUUGGGGCUCAUAAUUACCUUUCACUUAAAUUGCACUUAAAGAUAUAACACAGAAAAACGCCUUAAGGACAAAAUAAAGGCAAAACACCAGAGCGCUUUGAAAUGCAUGAAAAUGGUGCAGCUGUACCCUGGAGCCUUGACUCAAGGGCUCUAGAAAAUGUUCCCUUUGUACCCCUCACACUUGGUGCAUGUUCACAAAGCAAAUAUGGCCUGCCAUUCAAAUUUGUUCUAUGUGAUAUUCUCUGAGUAAAAACUCUUAUGUGCAGAAAAUUGUCUUUGCUCAAAAUGGUAAUGCCAAAAUGUAACUUUAUAUAUAAUUUGCAUUUAGUGCAUUUUUUGCUUAAAAAAUAAACUAAUAAAUAAGUGGAGUCACCAGCAAA